Molecule: messenger RNA, 1529 nt
Organism: Ipomoea nil (Japanese morning glory)
Lineage: Eukaryota; Viridiplantae; Streptophyta; Magnoliopsida; Solanales; Convolvulaceae
Product: 26S protease regulatory subunit S10B homolog B-like
Exons: 10
Coding region: 112-1314 (400 amino acids)
Biological process (GO): positive regulation of RNA polymerase II transcription preinitiation complex assembly
Cellular component (GO): cytosolic proteasome complex; proteasome regulatory particle, base subcomplex
Molecular function (GO): ATP binding; ATP hydrolysis activity; proteasome-activating activity
Source: RefSeq, a predicted model, not a curated record
UGUCGAAUUUUAAGAGAAAGAGUAAUACGUUUCUUUCAUCACAAGUUGGGAAUUGAAGAAGUUCGCCUUCUUUCUUACUUCGUCGAUUUACAGAUCUAUCAUUAAACUCCGAUGACGAGCGAGGCAUCUGAAGACGCCACUCGUCGCCGCACGGCCACUGCCGAUUACCGGAAAAAGCUUCUUCAGCACAAGGAGCUCGAAUCCCGCGUACGAGCAGCAAGGGAGAAUUUGCGGGCUACAAAAAAGGAAUUUAAUAAAACAGAAGAUGAUUUGAAGUCUCUUCAGAGUGUUGGCCAGAUCAUAGGCGAGGUGCUCAGACCUCUAGACAAUGAAAGAUUGAUUGUCAAAGCCAGCAGUGGUCCAAGAUAUGUGGUUGGUUGUCGCAAUAAAGUAGACAAGGAAAAACUGACUUCAGGCACUAGAGUAGUUCUUGACAUGACAACUCUCACAAUUAUGCGGGCACUCCCCCGUGAAGUUGAUCCAGUAGUAUACAAUAUGCUUCAUGAAGAUCCUGGAAAUGUGAGCUAUGCUGCUGUGGGAGGAUUAUCAGAUCAGAUAAGAGAACUCAGAGAAUCUAUAGAACUACCACUAAUGAAUCCCGAACUGUUCCUCAGAGUUGGCAUUAAACCUCCCAAAGGUGUUCUCCUCUACGGCCCUCCUGGGACAGGCAAGACAUUAUUGGCCCGGGCCAUUGCAAGUAACAUAGAUGCUAAUUUCUUGAAGGUUGUAUCAAGUGCCAUUAUAGAUAAGUACAUAGGUGAGAGUGCAAGGUUGAUCAGAGAAAUGUUUAACUAUGCUCGUGAUCAUCAGCCAUGCAUCAUAUUUAUGGAUGAGAUUGAUGCAAUCGGUGGGCGACGUUUUAGUGAAGGAACAAGUGCUGACCGCGAAAUUCAAAGAACGCUUAUGGAAUUGCUUAACCAAUUGGAUGGAUUUGACCAGCUUGGGAAGGUAAAAAUGAUCAUGGCAACUAAUAGACCUGAUGUUCUGGACCCAGCUCUUCUUCGUCCUGGUCGAUUAGAUAGGAAAAUAGAGAUCGCGCUACCUAAUGAACAAUCAAGAAUGGAGAUACUCAAGAUCCAUGCUUCUGGGAUUGCCAAGCAUGGUGAAAUUGACUAUGAAGCUGUUGUUAAGCUUGCUGAGGGCUUCAAUGGAGCUGAUCUUCGCAAUGUUUGCACUGAAGCUGGCAUGUCUGCAAUUCGUGCAGAGCGUGAUUACGUCAUCCAUGAAGAUUUCAUGAAGGCUGUAAGGAAACUGAAUGAAGCAAAGAAACUUGAAUCAAGUGCUCACUACAGUGCUGAUUUCGGAAAAGAAUAAGCAAUAUUGUAUUGUAGGGAAGGAGGCAUGGAAGAGUCAGUGUGAUGUAGUUGUCUGAGGAGAAGCAUUGCUAUUCCAAUUGGAUAUUUGAUUGUUUGAUUGUUGACACAAUUUGUUUCCCUUUAUUCUUUUAUGCAGAAUUUUGUAUCAUUUACACACUGCCUCCUGUUAUUGUGAAAAUAAUCAAUCACCUACACUUCCCACCAUUUCACUUU